This is a messenger RNA of Drosophila rhopaloa, 571 nucleotides long. RefSeq lists its product as uncharacterized. NCBI's taxonomy places the organism in Eukaryota, Metazoa, Arthropoda, Insecta, Diptera, Drosophilidae. The transcript has 4 exons. The coding region runs from base 29 to 571 and encodes 180 amino acids. The record is from RefSeq and is a predicted model, not a curated record.
CGUUGUUAAUGCGGAAUCAAAAGCUAGAAUGCAAUCACGGUAUUUUGCCAUUGUAGAUGUAAUACUAUUGUUUUUAUAUCAAAUGCAUUUGAUGGAAAGUCGUGGCAUCGAAUUUACUAAUAUAAACUGCACUACUCUGGAUAAAGAAUUUUGCGAUUUCGAAUAUUGUUAUCUGAAAGCAAUAAACCGUACCUAUAAGCCCUUGUCACUCAAGGUUCGGCUCUAUAAGACACCAGUUACUAAAUUUUCGAUUAAUAUCUAUUUUCAUAAGCGAUCAAAUGGUCUUAUGCCGAUUAGUCACAAUAUCACUGUUGAUGGCUGCAAGCUGAUAUCCGAGAUGAAAAACCCCUUGGUUUCAUUUCUGUUUGGUAUGUUUAAAGCGUACUCAAACAUUAACCAUGCAUGUCCGUAUGAUCAUGAUAUUAUUGUGGAUAAGUUGCCAACUCAAUUUGUAUACCAGCAGUUUACCGGACUUUGGAUCUUUCCUGAGGGCGAAUAUGUAUACGAUAGCAAUUGGAUAGCUUACGGAAAAAAUCGAGCCAACGUCAGGGUCCACAUAUCGUAUACGUAA